This is a messenger RNA of Ceratotherium simum simum (southern white rhinoceros), 6523 nucleotides long. It is a transcript of the gene PIK3C2B, whose product is annotated as phosphatidylinositol-4-phosphate 3-kinase catalytic subunit type 2 beta. The record is from RefSeq and is a predicted model, not a curated record. NCBI's taxonomy places the organism in Eukaryota, Metazoa, Chordata, Mammalia, Perissodactyla, Rhinocerotidae. Gene Ontology annotation, molecular function: 1-phosphatidylinositol-3-kinase activity; 1-phosphatidylinositol-4-phosphate 3-kinase activity; phosphatidylinositol binding. Gene Ontology annotation, biological process: phosphatidylinositol-mediated signaling; phosphatidylinositol 3-kinase/protein kinase B signal transduction; cell migration. Gene Ontology annotation, cellular component: cytoplasm; plasma membrane; phosphatidylinositol 3-kinase complex.
GCCUGUCCGGGCGGGUCUGCGGGCGUCGGCUCCGUGCAGUGCGCGGGGUGUCCGGGAGAUGGCUUCUCCGCGCUCGCCCGCGGCUCCCGCUAUUGUCUCGCCCGGGGUUGCCUGAUUGCGGGCUCGCGCACGCUCCUGGCCGAGAGGACUUUCCCCUCCGAGCUGGUCCUUGCGCCCUUCCUGCAACCGGCUGCCCUGGGACCCCAGGCCGGCGCUCGCCGCGUGCAGCCAGAGAGGGAGCGGCGCGGAAGAAGGCGUGCGCGGCGACUCACGCGGGUGCCGGUGCCGCCUGGAGCCGCGGAGCGAGCAGCCCACGUCGCCGAGCACACGACACGUCGGGUCCUGCAGGGAAGCCUGCCGGGAGCACAGGUGCCCAGCCACCAUGCCCCAAACCCUGCAGACCUGACAUUGGCAGGAAGUAAAAGACUUCCUCAUCUCCUCCAUCCCCCAUCCUCACCAUGUCUUCGACUCAGGGCAAUGGAGAACACUGGAAGUCCCUGGAGUCGGUGGGCAUCAGCCGCAAAGAGCUGGCGAUGGCCGAAGCCCUGCAGAUGGAGUAUGAUGCUCUGUCCCGGCUCCGGCAAGACAAGGAGGAAAGCAGAGCCAAGCAGCACACAGACCCCUCUCUCAUCAGCUGGGAUGAGCCUGUCCUAGACUUCUACAGGAAACCGGCAGGAAGGCGGAAGGACCUCAAGCUCUUACGUGGUCUUUCUGGCUCCGAUCCUACCCUCAACUACAACUCGAUCUCCCCACAAGAAGGCCCGCCCAACCACUCUACCUCCCAGGGUUCCCAGCCUGGCCCAGAUCCCUGGCCUAAAGGCUCCCUGGCUGGAGACUAUCUCUACAUUUUUGAUGGUUCGAAUGGGGAGCUCUCUUUGUCCUCAGGACCCGGAGACAUAGAGGGCUCUUCCAAGAAACUGUCCCCACCUCCUCUGCCUCCCCGAGUCUCUAUCCGGGACACCCCUCCUCUGCCUCCCAGAAAGGGGUCCCCCUCAUCCUCCAAGAUCUCCCAGCCCAAUGACAUUAACACUUUUUCUUUGGUUGAACAACCUCCAGGCAAGUUGCUAGGGCAUCGGAUCCUAGAAGAGGAAGAAGAGCAGAGGGGUGGGAGUCCGGGGCACCUUCUCGGGUGUGUGGACUAUGAUGGUAUCAACGAUGCGAUUACACGGCUUAACUUGAAGUCAACCUAUGAUGCAGAGAUGUUGCGGGACACCAGCAGGGGCUGGAAGGAGGGCCGGGGGCCCCUGGACUUUGGCAAGGACACUCCUGGAAAACCCGUGGCCCGGAGCAAGACCAUGCCCCCUCAGGUGCCCCCCCGCACCUAUGCCUCUCGCUACGCCAACCGAAAAAAUGCGACACCGGGCAAGAACCGCCGGAUUUCUGCUGCUCCGGUGGGCUCCCGGCCCCACGCCGUCGCCAAUGGCCAUGAGUUGUUUGAGGUCUCAGAGGAGAGAGAUGAGGAAGUUGCUGCAUUUUGCCACAUGCUGGAUAUCCUCCGAUCUGGCUCUGACGUCCGAGACUACUCCCUCACUGGAUAUGUCUGGAGUGCUGUCACUCCAAGCCCAGAGCAUCUUGGGGAUGAGGUCAACCUGAAGGUGACCGUGUUGUGUGACAGCCUGCGGGAGCCACUCACUUUUACCUGCAACUGUUCCUCCACUGUUGACUUGCUCAUCUACCAGACCCUGUGCUACACCCAUGACGAGCUGAAGGAUGUGGACGUGGGUGACUUUGUGCUAAAGCCCUGUGGGCUGGAGGAGUUCCUGCAGAACAAGCAUGCCCUCGGCAGCCAUGAGUACAUUCAGUACUGCCGCAAGUUUGACAUCGACAUUCGGCUACAGCUGAUGGAGCAGAAAGCUGUCCGCAGUGACCUGGCCCGGACGGUGAAUGAUGACCAGAGCCCCUCUACCUUGAACUACCUCAUCCAUCUGCAAGAGAGGCCAGUCAAACAGACCAUCAGCAGGCAGGCCCUAAGUCUCCUGUUCGACACUUACCACAAUGAGGUGGAUGCCUUCCUGCUGGCAGAUGGGGACUUCCCGCUGAAGGCUGACAGGGUGGUCCAGUCUGUCAAGGCCAUCUGCAACGCCCUAGCCGCCGUGGAAACUCCCGAGAUCACCAGUGCUCUCAACCAGCUGCCCCCCUGCCCUUCCCGCAUGCAGCCUAAGAUUCAGAAGGAUCCCACUGUCUUGGCUGUGAGGGAAAACCGAGAGAAGGUCGUGGAAGCCCUGACGGCUGCCAUCUUGGACUUGGUGGAGCUGUACUGCAACACGUUCAACGCAGACUUCCAGACAGCGGUGCAUGGGAGCCGCAAGCAUGAUCUCAUCCAGGAGGCCUGCCAUUUCUCCAGGCCCCUGGCCUUCACUGUCUGUGCCGCCCACCGCAUCCCCAUCACCUGGGCUACCAGCUAUGAAGAUUUCUACCUCUCCUGCUCCCUCAGCCAUGGCGGCAAGGAGCUCUGCAGCCCGCAGCAGACCGGAAGGGCUCACUUCUCCAAGUACCUCUUCCACCUCAUCAUCUGGGACCAGCAGAUCUGCUUCCCUGUGCAGGUGAACUGGCUGCCUCGGGAGACCCUGCUGUGUGCCACUCUCUGUGCAGUGCCUGUCCCCCCACCUGGCAGCUCCUCGGAGACCAAUAAGCAGCGGCGGGUGCCUGAAGCCCUGGGCUGGGUCACUACCCCACUCUUCAACUUCAGGCAAGUCCUGACCUGUGGCCGGAAGCUUCUGGGCUUAUGGCCAGCAACACAGGAAAACCCCAGUGCCCGUUGGAGUGCGCCUAACUUCCACCAGCCGGAUAGCGUCAUCCUGCAGAUUGACUUCCCCACCUCGGCCUUCGACAUCAAGUUCACCAGCCCCGCUGGAGACAAAUUCAGCCCCCGCUAUGAGUUUGGCAGCCUCCGGGAGGAAGACCAGCGCGUGCUUAAAAACAUCAUGCGGAAGGAGUCCCUGUACUGGCUCACUGAUGCUGACAAGAAGCGCCUGUGGGAGAAGCGCUAUUAUUGCCACUCGGAGGUGAGCUCGCUCCCCCUGGUGCUCGCCAGCGCCCCCAGCUGGGAGUGGGCGUGCCUGCCCGACACCUAUGCCCUCCUGAAGCAGUGGACGCACAUGAACCACCAGGAUGCCCUGGGGCUCCUGCAUGCCACCUUCCCGGACCAGGAGGUGCGCCGCAUGGCUGUGCAGUGGAUCGGCUCGCUCUCAGAUGCCGAGCUGCUUGACUACUUGCCCCAGCUCGUACAGGCCCUGAAGUAUGAGUGCUACCUGGACAGCCCCUUGGUGCGCUUCCUCCUGAAACGAGCUGUCUCUGACUUGAGGGUGACUCACUACUUUUUCUGGUUGCUGAAGGACGGCCUCAAGGACUCUCAGUUCAGCAUCCGCUACCAGUAUCUGCUGGCAGCCUUGUUGUGCUGCUGUGGCAAGGGGCUGAGAGAGGAGUUUAACCGCCAGUGCUGGCUUGUCAACGUCCUGGCCAAGCUGGCCCAGCAGGUCCGGGAGGCUGCCCCGUCUGCACGGCAGGGGAUCCUCCGCACGGGCCUGGAGGAGGUGAGGCAGUUCUUUGCCCUCAAUGGCUCCUGCCGCCUGCCGCUCAGCCCCAGCUUGCUGGUGAAGGGCAUCGUGCCCAGGGACUGUUCCUACUUCAGCUCCAACGCUGUCCCCCUCAAGCUCUCCUUCCAAAAUGUGGACCCGCUGGGUGAGAACAUCCGUGUCAUCUUCAAGUGCGGGGACGACCUUCGCCAGGACAUGCUAACCCUGCAGAUGAUUCGCAUCAUGAGCAAGAUCUGGGUCCAGGAGGGGCUGGACAUGCGCAUGGUCAUUUUCCGCUGCUUCUCCACUGGCCGGGGGAGAGGGAUGGUGGAGAUGAUCCCCAACGCCGAGACCCUGCGCAAGAUCCAGGUGGAGCAUGGGGUGACCGGCUCCUUCAAGGACCGGCCCCUCGCCGACUGGCUGCAGAAACACAACCCUGGGGAGGAGGAGUACGAGAAGGCUGUGGAGAACUUCAUCUAUUCCUGUGCUGGCUGCUGCGUGGCCACAUACGUCUUGGGCAUCUGUGACCGACACAAUGACAAUAUCAUGCUGAAGACCACCGGCCAUAUGUUCCACAUAGAUUUUGGCCGCUUCCUGGGUCAUGCCCAGAUGUUUGGCAACAUCAAGCGGGACCGUGCCCCCUUUGUCUUCACCUCGGACAUGGCAUAUGUCAUCAACGGGGGUGACAAGCCUUCCAGCCGCUUCCAUGAUUUUGUUGACCUUUGCUGCCAAGCCUACAACCUCAUUCGCAAGCACACCCACCUCUUCCUCAACCUUCUGGGUCUGAUGUUGUCCUGUGGGAUCCCUGAGCUCUCAGACCUGGAGGACCUCAAGUAUGUGUAUGACGCCUUGAGGCCUCAGGACACAGAGGCCAAUGCCACUACUUACUUCACUAGGUUGAUUGAGUCUAGCCUGGGCAGUGUAGCCACAAAGCUCAAUUUUUUCAUCCAUAACCUGGCUCAGAUGAAAUUCACGGGCUCAGACGACCGGCUGACCCUUUCCUUUGCCCCCCGAACACACACUCUCAAGAGCUCUGGCCGCAUCAGUGAUGUUUUUCUCUGCCGCCAUGAGAAGAUCUUCUACCCCAACAAGGGCUACAUUUACGUGGUAAAGGUGAUGCGAGAGAAUGCUCACGAGGCCACUUACAUCCAGCGGACGUUCGAGGAGUUCCAGGAAUUACACAACAAGCUGCGGCUGCUCUUCCCUUCUUCCUUCUUGCCCAGCUUCCCCAGCCGCUUCGUGAUUGGGCGCGCGCGCGGAGAGGCGGUGGCCGAGCGGCGGAAGGAGGAGUUAAACGGCUAUAUCUGGCACCUGAUCCACGCCGCCCCCGAGGUGGCCGAGUGUGAUUUGGUGUACACCUUCUUCCACCCCCUGGCCCGGGAUGAGAAGGCUAUGGGCACCAGCCCAGCUCCCAAGUGCUCAGAUGGCUCAUGGGCCCGGCCUGUCGGGAAGGUAGGAGGGGAGGUGAAGCUGUCAAUCUCCUACAAAAACAACAAACUUUUCAUCAUGGUGAUGCAUAUUCGGGGCUUGCAACUGCUCCAGGAUGGGAAUGACCCUGACCCCUAUGUAAAGAUUUACCUCCUUCCUGAUCCUCAGAAAACCACUAAGAAGAAAACCAAAGUGGCCCGGAAAACCUGCAACCCCACCUACAAUGAGAUGCUGGUGUAUGAUGGGGUCCCCAGGGGAGACCUGCAGCAGCGGGAGCUCCAGCUGAGUGUGCUGAGCGAGCAGGGGUUCUGGGAGAACAUCCUCCUCGGGGAGGUGCACAUCCGCCUGCGAGAGCUGGACCUGGCCCAGGAGAAGACUGGCUGGUUCGCACUGGGCUCUCGAAGUCAGGAGACCUUGUGAGCCCAGCAGAUCCCUAGCCGGGGACCCUGGUGGUGGAGCACUAGGGAGAAGACUCUCCUCUGAUUGACUCUUCCUUUCCUUGCCAGGGGGCGGGGCCCUGGGGAGGCCUCCCUGUGGUCCAGGUGGAUUGAGCCUUCCUGCUAGGAGUCAGGGAGAGUAACUGCUCUCUGCUGUCCCCUCCUCUGCAGACUGAAUUGGGGUUGGUGGUGAUGAGCAGCCCUUGGAGGCUGCGAGGUUGCAGCAAAGUUUUAAGUUUACCUUGUGUCAAGGGAGCAAUGCCUGGUUUGGGGUGUGUGGGGUGGGCUGUAUGAAGUAGCAUUUUAGUGGGGAGGGUGGGUGGAUAUCUUUAUUUUUAUUUUUAAAAAAUGCAAUAGUAAUGUUGUCCUAACUGGACAGGAAGCCUUGUGAGAAGGGACUUACAUAUGCCUCAGAAAGCAAAAGAGGAAGACUAUUUGGAAUUUUUGUAUGAUUAAGGUUCUUAUUGGACUUUUCACUAGAUUGUUUUUGUUUUUCUGUCUAUAAGAAUUAUUUGAGGAGGGCCCAGUGGGUCCUCGGUUAGAGCCCUCCCUCUCAGGGCAGGUCGGGGAGGGACGGGGAGGGCUGUGUGUGCUGGUCGAGGCCUGCGCUGCCGGGCCUUUCUGAUUUUGCCUCCAAAGGAGAGCGAUGUGAUACCUGGUGUGUAAGGAAGGGCCUUCUGUUGGGGGUUCUGCAGAGAACCAGGAUUCAGGGACUCAAGCUCUCUCAGGGGAGUUGACUCGCAUCUUCCCCUACUUUGCUAGGACUCGCCCUGAAUACUCUCUUCUACCCUCCAUUCUCUCCGCCCUUCUGGGGACCAUCUAGUCCCUGUGAAUACGCUGGGGGCGCUUCCCCCAUAGGCCUCUCCCUUCAUUUUUCUCUGGUGGGAUAAAAUGCUGCCUCAGCCCUUAGAUUUCGAUUCGCCCAAGGGCGUCUUGGUCCUGGGAGGGGCCUGGAGGCUUCAGAUGCCAGUGUGGCCCCAUCACCCCUAUACCACUCCCCUCUUUUGUGCUGCUUCUCUCCCAAACGCCAUUUCUGUCACAUUUUUUAUAAGAAUUUCCCUCAUUCUGUGGGGCCAUAAACCUAUUUAGUUUGGACCCAAAGGGAUGCCCUAACUGAAGGAAGGGUGCAUGUGAUGGAGGGGG